This is a messenger RNA of Punctularia strigosozonata HHB-11173 SS5, 960 nucleotides long. Its product is annotated as precursor to secretory protein Ssp120. Gene Ontology annotation, molecular function: calcium ion binding. Gene Ontology annotation, cellular component: extracellular exosome; endoplasmic reticulum-Golgi intermediate compartment. The record is from RefSeq and is a predicted model, not a curated record. Bases 1 to 960 code for a protein of 319 amino acids. The transcript is spliced from 8 exons. Lineage: Eukaryota; Fungi; Basidiomycota; Agaricomycetes; Corticiales; Punctulariaceae.
AUGAAGCGCGUAUCCGCCUUACUCGUCCUUACUCUGCUGGGUAUUGCAAACGCUCACGGCGAGCAUGGCAAGGCGGAGGGGGAGACUAUUCAGCAGUAUGCUCAGCGACAUAUGUCCACGGAGCACCAUAUAGAUACUUUCGAUUUAGGCAGCUUUUUCCACCUUCAUGACCUAAACCGCGACGGCUUCUGGGAUAAGGAGGAGAUCGAGGCCAUCUACGGCGUCCACCAUGUUUACAACAGGAAGAAGUCCAAAGAUGAAGAGGAACAUCAGCGCAAGGCGGAUCAUAUAGUGAACACUGUCCUGGCAGCAGUCGACAAGGAUAAGGACGGCAAAAUCUCGCGAGAAGAAUUCGAGAAAGCAGGCUUGGAUGCUUUACCAAACUUCGAGGAACUGGGCGCGGAGGGUCACCAUUAUGACGUGGAAAGCGAGUUCUUCCUGCAUCACGAAGAAAUCUACCAUAAUACCCCGGAGACUCAAACCGACGAGUCCUACACGCACCCUGAAGACCUGGAACAUUUCGCGCACCACGAGGAGAUAGAACGCAAGGAAGCUGAAAAAGAAGCCGCUUACCAAGGCAUUUCCGUCGAGGAGGCCAUUGCGCAGCAUGAAGAGCACGAAGCCCCUCCGCCUUCGCAACCUGAUUCUCAGGUGCCCCUCGCGGACGAUGUCCCAGCCGGCAAUAUCGCUCCCGCGCCUCCUCAUGAUGACCAGCAGCUUUCCGACCAACCUCUGAAGGAGCCCCCUCUCCCGAAGGUUACGCGUGUCACUCCCCCGGAGAAGAUGGAUCCUGUUGAACGAUACCGAGAGGCGAAAAAGGCCAGCGGCGAACAGGAGGGCUGGGGCCAAGGCAACAGUGGAUAUAAGGCACCCAAAACCCCUACUGAGCGGAUGAGAAAGAACCUUCCUUACAAGGAACGCAUGCAGUACAAAUUCAAGAAGCAAUGGGGCGACUUCUGA